UGUCAGUCGGCGAACGCUGAGGGCCGCACUUCCGCCUUGGUGUCAGCGGGUCUGGGCCCGGGGCUGCUGCGGGACCAGGUGAGACAACCCGCCCGCGGCCUGCGCCCUGGCGGGGCCACCGCAGCCGAGGCUGCCGCCGGGGCACAGCCUGUGAACUCCUUGAGGGUAUGGUCUGUCUUCCUGCAACACUUAAGGGCCAGAACUUGAAAACUGCUGCCUAAAAGCACAUAUGGUUUUGUGUGUGUCUGUGUGAGGCUUGCAGCUCCACCAAUGAAUAUCUGCAAAUAAAACAAAUCCCUGGCCUUGGCAACAUUCUGUGACGUAUUUCAAUAUAUUUUACUGUGUACAAGCAUUUCAUUUUAUCACCUGCUAUAAGUACUCCAGUAGGAGCUGGUAGAAGACCACUUUCACCCACAAAAUGUAAACAGUAAUUUCGUCUCAAGUUUACAACUGAGGGAUACUUCAGACUUUCAACAUUGUUAAUACACAAGACUGCUUUUUAAAGUUCUGAGCUGAAGCAGUGGUGAACUUGUGACCACAGGAGAAAACCCUGUGUGGAGUUUGAAGGACUAAUCAUGAACCAAAGCCCUUGUUGGAGUAGGGGAGUGAUCUCUGUUAAGCUUAUUAGCAUGCAUAUCACCUAAAGUGAGUUGGUAUUUAUGAGGGAAGAUUCCAUUCCACAAAAAUGUUCAAUCUUUAAAUCCAGCAAAAUGAUGCAUUAGAGGAAGCCAAGUUGGCGGUUCAAAGAUUUCAUACUGAAGAAUGAAUAGUGAAGAAGAGUUCUUUGAUGCCGUUACGGGCUUCGAUUCCGACAAUUCUUCAGGAGACUUUUCAGAAACCAAUCAUAAAGUUGCAGAAAUGCUUGAUCUGGAUCCACCCCAAAGCAAUAGGACUGGAAGACAUAAUGGAGAGAGGCAGCUCCAAGAGAAUGGAAUUAAGAAACACAGAACAUCGUUACCUGCACCAAUGUUUUCUAGGAGUGAUUUCAGUGUGUGGAGUAUAUUAAAAAAAUGCAUUGGACUGGAGCUGUCUAAAAUUACAAUGCCUAUUGUCUUCAAUGAGCCACUGAGCUUCCUCCAGCGGAUAACCGAAUACAUGGAACACAUAUACCUCAUUCAUAAAGCUAGCAGUCAUGCGAACCCCCUGGAAAGAAUGCAGGCUGUAGCUGCUUUUGCAGUUUCUGCAGUAGCUUCUCAGUGGGAGAGAACUGGCAAACCAUUUAACCCUCUACUAGGAGAAACCUAUGAAUUAAUCAGGGAGGAUUUAGGCUUUAGGUUUAUAUCUGAACAGGUCAGUCACCACCCACCUGUUAGUGCAUUUUAUUCUGAAGGCCUCAAUAAGGACUUUGUUUUUCAUGGAUCAAUCUACCCCAAAUUAAAGUUCUGGGGGAAGAGUAUAGAAGCAGAGCCCCGUGGAACAAUUACAUUGGAGCUUCUAAAACACAAUGAAGCUUACACGUGGACAAACCCAACCUGUUGUGUACAUAACAUAAUUAUAGGUAAACUGUGGAUAGAACAGUAUGGAACAAUAGAAAUUGUAAAUCACAGUACUGGAGAUAAAUGUAUCCUUAAUUUUAAACCAUGUGGACUGUUUGGGAAAGAGCUUCACAGAGUAGAGGGUCACGUUCAGGACAAAAACAAGAAGAAGCUCUCUGUGAUCUAUGGCAAAUGGACAGAAUGCUUGUGGUGUAUCAAUCCUGCCACAUAUGAUACUUCUAAAAAGAAUGAAAAGAGAGGUGGUGACCAGAAGAAAAUGAAGCCGAGCGAAGAUGCUGGGAACGAUGAGGCUGAUGAUAUGCCAGAGAUCCAAGAGACUGUGCAAGUCAUACCAGGCAGUAAGCUGCUUUGGAGAAUAAAUUCUAGACCACCAAACUCAUCACAGAUGUACAAUUUCACCAGUUUUGCUGUGAGUCUCAAUGAGCUGGAAACGGGCAUGGAAGCAGUUUUAGCUCCCACUGAUUGUCGUCUACGUCCAGAUAUCAGAGGCAUGGAAAAUGGAGAGCUGGACCUGGCUAGUAAAGAAAAAGAGAGACUAGAAGAGAAACAAAGAGCCACUCGUAAGGAACGUGCAAAAGAUGAAGUGGAAUGGAGGACAAGAUGGUUUCAUCAAGGCAAUAACCCAUACACUGGAACGUCAGACUGGUUAUAUUCAGGCGGAUACUUUGAUAGAAAUUUCUCAGACUGUCCAGAUAUAUAUUGAAAUCUCUGAACUCAUCACUCCAUCUCAUCUGGACAUCUAGUUGUUAAAUUUCAAUCUAUGCCAGUUAUUCUGGUUUUGUUAAUAGCAAAAAACAGCUUUUCUAAAGUAAAUUUUAAUGAAAAUUAUAUCAUUCACCAAUCAAGGAUUUGUAAUUAAUUUUGAUUGCCAAAUAUUUAAAUGCUAUUACAUUCUUUCCAUAAAGCUUUCAUCUGAAAUCAUCAUGUUUUCUCUAAGUUUUAAAAGGGACUUUGGUUGCCUUUUUUUGUCCUUUUUUGGGUCUGUCAAAGGUAUGCUGUAGCCAAUAGGGUUUACAGCACCCUUUUAAUUAUAUAACUGAGAAAAAAAUAGCAGUGAUAUCCUUGUUACUUCACUUAGUACAGCAUUAAAGAAUCUAACUGUCCAGAACUUGGAACAAUGGUAAAUUAGUACGGUACAAAUAUGAUCAAAUCGGGCAGAGUCAGCGUUCCCUGUGAAGAGAUGUAUGCAACGUUUUCAAAUGGUAAGCAGAGCUGAAGAGAUUGGCGCUCCUGGUCUAUCUCAGUACAAUUCGGUAAUUUAAAAGAUUGAAAAAACACGUUAGGCUUACUGCAGUUUGAAAAACUGCUACUCUGAAUUCUCUGUCUUUGGGCACUGUGAGCAUUACUUAAACUAUAUACCUAUGAUGACAAUUACAUAACACCGUGUGUGGGGGGGGAUUAGAAGGGUGCAUUAACAAACAUCUGCUUUUCUAAAGUAAAACGUUACUCUUAAAAUACAGAAAGCUUCAGAGAGAUUUGUAGAAACAUGGACGUUGUGGUUACAGCGUAAGAUAAAGAUAUAGGAUAUUGCUUGCUACCACUAGGAGGCUUGGGUCUCCAGCACUACUUUAAGCAUCUUAGGCACUAUUUAAGCUUCUAAACUGACUUUUCUUUGGAAGCACUCAAUAUAUAUCCACAGAUGGUCUUAUUUGUGUUUUUAUUUUGUUUUUUGUGCAUGUUCUGAAACAUUACUGGUAACAUCUGGUUGUAUGUUGUAAAAAAAACAAACCCCCAAUCCGUUUAAAGCUAAGUGGCAUAACUAAAGUUAUUUUAAAAAUAGUAUUAGGUAUAAUCUCUGUAACCACUUGCAGUCAUAGAAAAUGGAUUUAUUUUUGUUGUCAAAGCAUAUAAUGUUGGAACGAUUUGAACUGCAAAUCUGUGGAUGGUAUCUAUAAAUGUAUGGAGUUAAUUGUCAAAGUGGUACAUUUCUGAGAAUGGGAGGGGGCUUAAACAAUUAGGUUUAGAAAUUAAACCAAUUUUAAUAGUUGCUCAUUCUUUUCUGAAAGCCCUCAAUUUAAUAACCAAUAGAAACUGGCUAUGUUGCUGAUAAAUUUACAGUAAUUCAGAGACUGCUGAUAUUAAACACCAGCAUUUCUUUGCGUAUUCAUGAAAGAAUCAGUCUGAUUUCCAAAUUCAUUUGAGGAUGUGUACUUGUGACUUCAUCCAAAGACUAGGUUUUGAAGUGCAUUUACCAGCUAGAAGAAAAAUGAAAAAUAAACAAAAUCCAAGAGAAACCUAUUUCUUUCACGUGAAAUUAUGCACCCAAAGAUGGGAGAUAUUUGAUAUUUGUUACAUUUUAGUUACAUUUUAUUCAUCUUUCCAGUGAAGAAGGUAAGCUGUGAAGGUUCAAGGCAAUUAAGGCACAACUCUGAAAUAAAUUCAUGUCACUGUAUCCUGUUGUCAGCAAUCAACUUUGUUGACCUUCAAGUCUCUUGGACAUCCAGGCUAGUCUUGAUGAUCUUGUUUAUACUGGUGAGUUAGAGAAAAAAAUAUUUACUCCUGAUUUAAGUACAUUGGCAAUUCUAAUUUUUAUAAGGCAUAACUAAUGCAUAUGGCAACUUAAACUACUUUCGAUCUGCUUUUUUGUAAAAUUAAACCUAAAAGAUUAAUAUUUCACAUACUUUAAGCCCCUUCAAUUUUCUUGCUCGUAGAUGUUAACAUAAGGAGCACUGUACAAAGGUAUCAGUGAAAACAGUGAAGGGAUUCAAGUUUUAAGCCAUAUUUGUAAUGUUUCAUGAAUAAAUCUUGUUUAAACUAAAUACUUAAGUUUGUUCAUUGUUACAGUGCUGCUUUAAUACAAAUACAUAUAAAUAGAAAGUCACUAGAAUGAAAAAAUGCUAUAAUUGAUUUUUUUAAAAAUCCUAUUUAUAAAUAAGGUGUACAGGUGGGAAAUCUUUUAAUUCUGAAUCACAGCCUAAGUUUAGUAGGUCUAAAAAUAUUUCCAUUACGCAAAAAUCAGUUUUUUAUUUGAAAAAGGCUAUGGAGGCACACUUUAAUCCAAAUUGCAUUGUAUCAGUCUUUAUAGAAUAAAAAACUCCAGCAAAAUGUUAUCCAUUACUAUUGCCUACAUUGCAUAGAUCUGUUACUUUGGCAUUUUCCCUACUUUUAAAGCAAAGUCCAAAAACUUCUUCUUUUCCCUUCUUUUUUCUUUGUUUGGCUUAUUAAGGCUGUAUCAAAAGUAUUUACAAAAUGCUUCCUCGCUACUCAUGGCUAGCGUACAUUUCACUAGCCAUCUGACACCUAAUGUUACAGUUUGAUUAUUUGUGUCUCAGCGAAAAACAUUAAUGUCUCUUUUUAAAUGAAAAAAACGCACCUAUAUAGUUUUACUUCUUAAGACACAUUAACUAAACUUUGCACCUUUUUAAAAGAAUGUCACUUUUAUAACUUGAUUAAACACUGACUGUAUGUAAAAUAAUUGUGUGUUAGUAUGUGUUCAUACAUUUACAUAGAAUUUUUUUUUUUUUUUUUUUAAAAGAAACCACAAUAGAUGUUAAACACACUUCAGGCCUAUAAAUGGUAUAAAAGAUGUUUGAAGUGUGACUUUCACAAUCGAGCAACUAUUUUUGUGGGGAGGAAAAGUUACACGUUAUCUUGGCUUGUCAUUUUCCUUUGUAUCUACCUUGAUACUUAUUGGAGACAUAUGAUUUGAAUUAGAACUUUCAUCCUUAUAAACACAGCUUUUCUUCUGCUUGAGCAUGCAGUAGACUCAAUUCUUUGACAUCAGGCUCUUGCUAGGAAAAUACAUAGAUGGCAAUAAUGUAGUUAUCACAAAUAUACUGAAAGCUACUGUAGGAAGAAAUGAUCUGAAAAAGAACAAAUGAGUUAUUUAAACACUUUUUUGAAACUCAAACAGGAACCCUUCCCCCCCCCCCCCCCCAAAAAAAAAAAAAAAAAGGAUGUGGGUCUAUCAGAUAUGUUUUGAAUGUUAUUCCCCACAGUGGAAGUCCCACCACUACAUGUUUAAAAAACCCAAACACUAAGUGGAGGGGACAGGAUGGAACUCUCAGUAAAAGGUAAAUUAAUCUUCUGGUAAAAUUUUAAAUUCCAACAGAAGUGAAACUCUAAGUUUAUAGCCACUGCAUAGCAUCUAACUUGGUCAUUUUGACGAUACACCAUACUGUAGAUUGUGACAACUCUUUGGGAUAUUGGACCCUUGUAAUUCCUGGGGCCCAGAUUAUAUAGGGAGGGGAAUUAUACUCCAAAUUAAGUAGAAAAACCACAGAAAUGAUUAGCAAUGGUUUCCCAUUUGAACACAGUUUAAAAUUCUCUAUAAAUUAAGAGGUGAGGGCUCUGAGGUAUAUUUUCUUUUGCCUCCACGCUUUGAAAUCGGGGGGCGUGGGGUGGUUUUGCUUUUUACUUUUCAUGGAUUUUUCCUAAAUUUAGAAUGGUUAUAAAAGACUUCAGAUCACUGAUUUUUACAUACUAAUAGUCUGUGUAUUUGUAACCAUCUGUACAGUACAUAUGCCUGAUGUAUUUCCUCAUAAAUGUAGUCUUCAUCUCAUGUUCACUGUACUCAAUGUAUCUUAAUGUUACAAAUAAACAUGUUUAGUAUAUGUGGACUAAACACUACAUAAUUUGAUAAUAUACUGUAACUUUGCCUCUCUGAAAACACACCUGUAGUUUGGGUCAAUUGUAUAAUAAAGCAAUAUUUAAAUUUAUGUAAAUCUAAAUGGUUCUAUCGUAGAAAAUUCAUUUUGGUAUGUUUUGUAGCAUGAAAAAAUUAAAACUUGCUUAUACUUUGACUAUACUUUUAUGAAGCUGCUGCUUUUCUUUUGCGUUACUCAAUUGCUGUAUUCCUAUUGAUUAAAUAUUUACACACUGUGUUUGCCUUAUCCAUGUUGCAUGAAAAUAUCAAAUAAAAAUGAUUUAGUGAAAUGGAUUUAUUUUUAUAAUAUUUAAUAACAGUCAAUACCCAUCUAUAACAAUCAAUCCUAUUUAGCUUUUCAGAGAAGUCUGUACAGAUUUGUGGACAUAAAUGUUAAACUGUAAAUUUGAAUAAAGGUCAUUUUGAAGAAGA
This is a messenger RNA of Chelonia mydas (Green sea turtle), 6513 nucleotides long. It is a transcript of the gene OSBPL2, whose product is annotated as oxysterol binding protein like 2. Gene Ontology annotation, molecular function: cholesterol binding. The record is from RefSeq and is a predicted model, not a curated record. The transcript has 19 exons. The coding region runs from base 763 to 2199 and encodes 478 amino acids. Lineage: Eukaryota; Metazoa; Chordata; Testudines; Cheloniidae. Gene Ontology annotation, cellular component: intracellular membrane-bounded organelle; cytosol; membrane.